ACAAGUUGGCCCCGUCAACAGGCAAAUAGCUCGCCUUUUGGAUAGAAUGCAAGUGCAGUUGAUUAGAUUUUUAGCCCGCUGACACAAAACAAAGGCUGAACUGCGAGUGCUAGAACCAGUUUUGAUUUCGGUCUUGAUGACGUUUAGCUAAAUGCGCGAAUCUGGCGAUUUUUGCCUGUCUUGCAGUAUGAGUUUCGGGUGUGCACCGGAAACAAGCGAAAACGAAACAACAAUCAGCCAUCAGCCAUUCACAAAGCCAUAAAGCACAGUGAAACCCUUGAUAACGAGCCCAAAAAUCGAAAAGCCCCACGCAAAACCGAAAACCGUAAAGCGAAAACCAAACCACAACCAAAAUCAAUCCCGCAACGUUGUUUAAUUAAAUGCUGAUCGAGUGAAAUAUCAAUCGAAUGCGAAUCGAAUCGAAGAAUGUGUGUCAUAAGUGUCGGAGAGUGAAGUGCAGUCAAAAAUGUCAGUGAAUUAAAUGAAUUUCAUUUGAAUAUAUUCUCUAAAUACCCUCCUCGUCCCUCGUAAUCGGAGAGCGGACCGUCGACAUCUGGAAAAGUGCAAGUUCAUGACGAAUUAAAUACUUCAAUUUGUGCAACCAAAAGGCCGUGCGGUCUUUUAAAGUGCUGACCAAGAACUUUCCGAUUAGAGCAAUUAAAAUUGGCUUUCCAUCGACUAACAAUAGAGUAUACUUAGGAUGUGCGGCAAGCACUUGAACCAGCGCCUGUCUCCGGUCCGAGGAAUAGUGACAGCCGGCUGGGGCAAUUAGGAGCAUCGUUAGAACCAAUAGCUAAAGUGAAACAAGUGAAAUAGUUGCCGAACAAAGCCAGGGAAAAUGUCUGCCACUCAGCCAAAGGAUAAGGCUUUCAAGACUGACGAAUCGAUGGCUGAGGCAUCGGCCCUUUUGCCACCACCACCGCCCGGAAAAGCGGUGGCAGCAACGGGAAAGGCAAUGUAUAGCUCCAGCAUGGCUUUGUCAUUGUUUGAUCAGCUGAAAAACAGCGUCAAUUUAAACAGUUUGACAAUUGGCGCCGGCGGCAGCAGCAACACCAACACAACAACACCACCACCACCAGCAGCAGCAGCAGCAACACAAGAGGCAACACCACGUACAACAACGGCUGACACACCCACCGUCACCCGGUUGCCAGCCCCCGCUCUUCCACCCGCCGCGGAUAUCGAACUGAAGCCGCCGGCAAAGCCAACGCAAACCUUUAGUACUCCCAGCAGCAUUGGCAUCGUGCAGGGAACCAAAAGGGGGGCGGGCUGUGUGGCCGGUGGACUUGGUGCUCAGGCAGCCAAAUUGGAUAUAAACGCAUUGCGAUCUCAGCUCUAUCAGGGCGCCAGGAAGACUGCAACAACAACAAACACAACAACAACAACAACAAGGCUGGGAGUCAGCAAGACAACAACAGAGCGCGGGAGUGGAACAAGAGGCUCGAAAAAGCGGUGUCUGGAUCGUUACGAUUCCUCGGAGUCAUCAGACAGCGGCGUUGCCACCUCGCUGAGCUGCGCGGACUCCAGCACGGGCUCCAGUGAGGAUGCGUCCGAUCCCGGCUCCCCGUAUAGCGCGCACUCGCAACUGAGCGACCCGCCAGAUCCGCUGACCAAGAUGCCACCCCAAAUUCUCGGCAGCAACUCCAGCGGCAGCAGUUCCGCCGGCGGCGGCACCACAGCUUCCUCUUCCCCGCCAUCCGGUGCCACCAGCCAGGCUCCGCCGCCAGCCAUUCACAGCCACAGUCAUCUCGGGCCCGGCCACGGCCAUCAUGGCGCCGGAAACAGCGCCUCCAAGACGACGACACCCCUGCGCCAAACAAAUCCUAGCAAUGCCAGCCUGCUGCCCACGCUUCAGUGGCCGUGGAACACCAGCCUGGGCAGCACAUCCACCGCUGUGCCGGCAGCCACGGCCAACAAGAACAAGCGUACGGCGGGCGGAGCAGGAGCGGGAAUGGGCUUGAGUGUGGGCAGCGCUGGUAGCGACAACGGAUCCCACACGGGGAACGGAGCGGCUGCGGCCAAGAAAGCGCGCAAUGAACUGCCUGGCGGCUCGGACGCUAGCAAAAGACUGAAGGCAGCCGCUCUGGAGGAGUCACAGACCAAGAUCACCGGCUUCUUUAAAUCGCAGAUGAAGCCCUCGCCGGGUGGAGGCAAGCUGUCGCCACAGCCCGGCAGCCAGCAAAGCAAUCCUGCUAACACAUUGACCAUGAGCACGCCCGCCACCACAGCCUCACUAAACAAGUACUUCAACAUCCUGUCGCAGUUGAAGGAGCAGAAGGCGCAGCAACAGGCGGCCAAAGCGUCGGCCACUCCCACUUCCGCAGCCGUUACAACAGCCACUCCUGUUGCCCCCGCCGCCUCUGUCGCUCCUGUUGCUCCGCCGUUGCCGACUGCCACUCCAAGUCCCAGUCUACCCGUGCCGGCGCUAAAGAAGAUCGAGCGCAGCACCAAGCAACCGGCCAAAAUAGCCCAGGUGGCGCCCAAUCUGCGAAAGACACCCAGCAGUGGCUCCUCCGGCAGCUCCUCAUCCUCAUCGUCCAGCUCUUCAAAUGGCUCGAGCACUGGGAAAUCGCCGGCCAAGAAGCACGUGGCCAUCGCUCCAAGAACGCCGGAGAUGAAGCAGCAGCAGCAACAGCAUCAGAGCAAGGCGACUAUGGUCUACCGACCGCCGGGAACGGGCACCGCUCUGAAGCAGAAACCGAUCUCACCGCCCGCUCCCGUGGUAGCCACCGCUCUGGCGCCCGUUCCAGCGCCAACACCCACUCCCACGCCCGCCCCCGCAAAUCCAACGCUCUACCAAUUGCCGGUACAGCUGCCCAACCUAGUCCAGCUGCCGCCCCAGCUGGCGGCCGCAGCCAAUAUUAUGCAGCUGAACAACGUGGCCAAGGCUGCGGUGGCUGCUGCGGCCAACAACAAUGCGGCUGCACAGGCAGCGCAGGCGGCACAGGCGGCCGCCGCUCAGUAUUUCCUCAACGGAACCGUCUUCAAACUGCAACAGGUUACAACGGCCACCACGACGACGGCUACCACGGCCACAGCCGCCGCCGCUACGGCUGGCAACUUUGGACUGCUCAGCGCCAACGAGCUGCAGGAAUUCCUGAUAAAGCAGCAGCAGCAGCAAUUGCAACUGCAGCAACAGCAGCAACAGGCUGCUGUGGCGGCGGCAGCUAAGGCGCCGGGAAAUGCACAAAACUUCCAGGAGCUGUUUCAGCAGCAGAUGGCCGCGAUUGCCGCCCAGCAGCAACAGCAACAGCAGCAGCAGCAGGUGAUGAGCCAGCAGCAGCAGCAGUUGCAGCGCUUGGUUCAGGGAGGAGCAGCCGCCGCUGCCGCCCAGCCAGUUUUUAUGGCCACGCCAGCGGGAUUGCUGCUGAAUGCUGCCACCCUGCCAGCAAUGUUGGCUGCUGCCUUUGCAGCCAACAGUCAGCAGCAGCAGCAGCAACAACAACAGCAGCAGCAGCAACAGAAAGUGGCCGCUUCCUUAGCAAUGCAUCAGCAGCAGCAACAAACGCUGCCCGCUCUGCAGCCAAUUCCAGCCCUGAGCUCCAUCUUCGAGCCGUCGACGGAGCAACAGCAGCAGCAGCAGCAGUUGCAAAUGCAGCAACAACAAUUGGCCCAGCUGCUGAUGUCACAUCAGCAGCAAUCGCAACAUCAACAGCAACAAAUCAUCACUGCCACGCAGCCGCCGCCAUUGGCUGCUGCGAACAACAACAACAAUACAAACACUGCCAACAACUCUACUGCCAGCAACAGUAACAAUAACCAAAAUGCCUCGAAUAAUUUAAGCAACAUCAGCAACACCACUGCCAUACAGCCACAGCCACUGCCACAGGCGCAGGCACAGCGAGCGAUAGUAAAGCCGCCGAUGCACAGCUCUACGCAGCCCCCGCCGCUGGUGACCAUAUCGUCGCUGCCCACUGGUUCCUCGGCUGUCACAUCUGCGCCACCGCCCAAGCGGGCACUGCCAGCCGCCAAGCCUUAUCAAAAGCGACUGGCUACCAAGGGAAGCGGCAAGUUCCAGGGUGGCGUUGGUACAGCGCCCAUCAUUGCCACUCCCACCACGCCGCCACCACUGGUGCCAACGUCGGCUACCAAGGAGCUGGGUCAGUUGCGCAAGAGCACUGGCACUACGGGAACAUCCGUAGCAACUAACGCACCCACGCCCACGCCGCCUCUGGUAAGUAUCGCGCCCUCAAAGCUGACGCCUACACUGAGUAUGGCAAAGCAAGGAGCCGCGAUGAAGCUGGCCAACAGCUCACCCGAUCUCUUCGACCUGGUCAAAAACUCAAACGGGGCCAUCAGUCUGGUGGCCAAGGCCGCGCAGCCGCUGACACCGCUGCCCUUCAGCUCGCCGAGCAGCAGCAGCAAUGGCAGUCACUGCCUCCGCUCCUCACCGGCGCUGUCAAGCUCCAAUUCGUGCACCCUUUCGGCCUUCAGUAAGAUAAAGGCGGAACCCUCGGAGCUGGCCUCUCAGUCCAGCUCCGUCCCGUCUUCGGUCAUGUUCCCCAUCUCACCGAAACCCCAGAGCUUUGCCGGACAGCUGCCCAAGAGGGAGCUGCAGGAUCUGGAGUCGGAGGCAGAUGUGGAAGCUAACGCCGAGGCGUUGAAGCACGAACUCUUGCCAGACUGCAGCAACAGCAACUCAAACUCGAAUUCGUGCAGUAGCAACUCUAGCUUUUCGCACUCGGUCAGCUCGGCGGCGGAUCUCUCGCUGGAGGCAUCUACGCCGGCGCACUCACCAUCCCCAUCGUCUGCCUCGCCAUCCGGUUUGGGCUCUCCCUCACCGGCGGCCAGCAACAUGAGCGGUAGCAGCCGAAGGGCGGCCAGCCAGACUGACAUGCUCAGCGAACUGGUCACCUCGUCUUGCAUCUCCAGUGGCGGCGAUGACUGCUCCCAGGCCACCGACUCGCCACCACCACCAUCACUUCCCCUGCCAGAUCAGUUGAGCAAAAACGAAAACGCAGCGCCUAGGGCCAGCGGAGGAAGCAGUAGUAGUAGUAGCAACUACGACGAGGAGGACGACAAAUCGGUGGCCUCGCUGGAGACACAACAGACACACAAGCGGCUUAGGGACCUGCCGACACCGGAGUCUGGAAUCGGAGGAAGCCUGAGCAACAGCGAGAGCAGCAACUCGAUAGCAGAUGCCAUCUCAUCAAAGUCCGCCUCCGUGGGUCCACCCACUACUGCAGCUAGUGGCAGCAGAGCCUCGUCCGCCGUCUCCGUCUCCGACAGCAACUCAUUGGCCAGCAAUGCACCAUCUCCCGCAUCGCCAGACGACAACACCGCUGUAGCUUCGCCCGCCUCUUCCGCUUCUUCAGCUUGCACUUCCGCCACUCCCAAUGCGCCCAGCACACGGACAGUGGUUGACAUUGCCUUGGCCGAGGCGACUAGUAAAGGCCUGCCAAAGAGCGCCAUCUCGCCCAUCCUUUCGCAGCCAAAGACCAUCCGCUUUCCGGCCGGAGCGGGGGCAGGCGGCAAGGGUGGGAAGCGGCACGAUGGCGUCUGCUACUGGGACAAGUGCAACAAGAAGCACGAGAGCAACUCCAAGCUGCUGGACCAUAUGCAGACGCAUCACGUCAAUACGCAGACGGGCCCCUUCGCCUGCCUGUGGGUGGGAUGCAAGGUGUACAACAAGGAGUCCUGCUCUCGCCGCUGGCUGGAGCGUCACGUGCUGUCGCACGGCGGUUCCAAGCAGUUCAAGUGCAUUGUCGAAGGCUGCGGCCUGAGGUUCGGCUCACAGCUGGCUUUACAAAAGCACGUGAAUAACCACUUCAAUGCCACGGACAAUGCCAAGGAGAGCACCAGCAAGCGCACAUCCGAUCCGCCCGUGCCGAAGCAGCUGCGCAAGAACGGCAAGAAGCUGCGCUAUCGGCGCCAACCCUUUUCAGCCCGCAUGUUUGACUUCUUUGACACGGGCAUUAUGGAGGGGCUGCAGCAUCGCCUGCGACAAAUCAGCACGCUUACCAACGGCGCCCAGGCCAUUGAGUUUCAGGGACAGUGCUUGAUGAGGCGCCGCAACAGCCAGGGUGCCCACGAGUGCUUCGUGCGCUGGUCGCCACGCGAAAUCAUUUCCGACGAGUGGCUGCCUGAGUGUCCGAACCAAACGCGCCGGCACACCAAGGUGCUGCACAUCAAACAGAUGCGUCCGGCGGAAAAGACGCGCGUGGACAGCCUGCUCAGCACAGCUUUUCGGCUGCGAUAUGAUGCCCAGCUCUUUGCCGAUGAUUACAAUGUCAACGAGCACCAGGGUUUUGGCGCCGAGUUGAGCGGCAGUGAUUACGAAGAGGAUGGGGAGCAGGAGGAAGAUGACGACAACGAGGACGACGAUGAGGAAGACGACGGUAUAAGCUCGCGCAGUGCUAGUUGCGAGACGGUGUCCAGCUAUCAGCAGGUGCUUAGCAUUGCCAAGUUGCAGAUGCAGCAACGCCGCAAGCAUCCGCGAAAGCCGCCCAAGAUGGCGCCGAUGACCAGAAAGGAUGAGCUGGUGCCCACGGACGCCCUGGUGCCCAUCUAGAUGGGCGCAUUAAGAAUUCAAGUAUUUUCUAAGUAAUUAAACCGGAACACAAGCGACAAACGAGUAAACAGUGACAACUAGACUAGUUAGCGUACGAACUAAGUAAGGUACCACCUACGCGUACAUUAUCCACUUAUAUAUAUACAUAGAGACUACGUGUAAAUGCCCCCGCUUUGUUCAUUUAUGUUUUUUUUUUUUAGUUUAGUGAAUUGUUCUUAGCCACCAUUGUACAUACAUAUAAGAAUGCAGUCGGAGUCAGAGUCAGAGGAGCAAAGAGUGGCCACCUCGUAUCUCAACCCACCCGCGUGUUCUGCAUAGAACAAAUGUCCUCAUUUUCUAGCGUUAUAUUUCUAGUUUACUUUUAAAAAUGUAAAUUGAAUAGAGAUCCUCCGAGUGGACAAGACUUUAUUUUGCAAGCCCCAUUUUUUUAUGUUUAAUGUUUUUAUUUUGUUUUCUGUUUGGUUGCCCCAUUUAUACACUUAGAAAACUGGCCAAAACUUGUACUACUAAACUAGCAGAAGAUGAAGAAGAUCAACGCACACAACUGAGCAGUUAAAGUUAGUAAAUAGUUGUAGAUGAAAGUUGAAGAACACAAGACUUGAAGCAUUUACCGCUACAAAAAAAAUAAAUUAAAAUACAAAACAAAAAUUUGUAAGCAAAUUUUGUACUCAACUCGAACGAACGAACAGCAAUGCAAACAGUUUUAAGCCCAAGUUAGACCCAAAACGAUUGAUUAUCCAUUAAUUUAGUGUAAAUUAAAUGCAACUUUCGCCAAUAAAUCAGCGUUUCUAGUUCGUUUUUGCAACAAUUACACACUUAAGUAGACGGAGAGAGCAGAGAGCUUAAUGCAAUGUACAUAUUAUAUAAUAUAAAGUAAUAAGUUUCGCUCCCUAAACUUACAUUUAAACGAAAUUCAUUUAGAACUUGGCCAAGGCUAAACCAAAGAGUUGUAAUAACAAGAUGAGUAACGGCAUACGAGAAAUAGAGGUGCCCAUUAUUUAUCUUGUCAUUAUAAGAUCUUUGGCUAAACUCAAGUAAACUAUGCUUAAUAAAGUUAUUGAGAGGAGAAAUCAGCAAUCAACACGUCAAAAAUAAAACAAACCACAAAAUGUUA
This is a messenger RNA of Drosophila kikkawai, 7625 nucleotides long. RefSeq names its product AE binding protein 2 jing (gene jing). Gene Ontology annotation, biological process: regulation of transcription by RNA polymerase II. The record is from RefSeq and is a predicted model, not a curated record. NCBI's taxonomy places the organism in Eukaryota, Metazoa, Arthropoda, Insecta, Diptera, Drosophilidae. Gene Ontology annotation, cellular component: ESC/E(Z) complex.